This is a messenger RNA of Prunus armeniaca (apricot), 774 nucleotides long. Lineage: Eukaryota; Viridiplantae; Streptophyta; Magnoliopsida; Rosales; Rosaceae. The record is from the annotation of a GenBank genome assembly.
AUGUGGACAGACAUAGGCAUUCUCGGGUGUGAUACUACUGGGGUUUUGGGCCUUCUUCCGGAGCAAAAGCUUACAGCUGUUAUACGAAUGUUGGCGUAUGGAGCAUCUGCUGAUCAGGUGGAUGAGAAUUGCCCAACUGCCUGGCAAGGUGAUUACGGAAAUAGAAAAGGCACAAAAAGUAUCAUCCUGGAAGCCGUUGCUGGCUUCGACACAUGGGUUUUGCAUGCUUUCUUCGGAGUUGCCGGAGCCCAAAAUGACCUCAACGUCCUGACGGGGUAUUAUCUAGCUGACGGUAUCUACCCAAGGUGGACCACAUUUGUCAAAUCCAUUCCGAAUCCCCGAUCCCAUAAGCAAAAAUUAUUUGCUACCUAUCAAGAAGGAUACAGGAAAGAUGUCGAAAGGUGUUUUGGCAUCCUUCAAGCUCGAUGGUUGAUUGUUCGAGGUGCGGCUCGUAUGUUUGAUGAGGAGAUCCUCCGAAGCAUUAUGAUGACUUGCAUCAUCCUCCAUAAUAUGAUUGUGGAGGAUGAGUACGAUUAUGAUGCUGGAGAGGUCUAUAAACCGGAUCCAAUAAACACGGCCUUGACCCGGAUUUAUGAAAGGCCCAUGGGGCCAAAUGGAGAACCGUUUGAGCCGAAACCGUUGGUGAGGGACGAUCGUAUGAUGACCCGAAUGAUAGAUCGAUAUACAGAUAUGCAAUCUUCGUAUAUUCAUGAAAGCCGUCAACUUGACUUGAUAGAGCAUAUAUGGGCGGUGAAAGGGAAUGAAGAUGAAUGA